Oncorhynchus keta (chum salmon) is the source of this 6315-nucleotide messenger RNA. It is a transcript of the gene prr36b, whose product is annotated as proline rich 36b. The record is from RefSeq and is a predicted model, not a curated record. The transcript has 5 exons. The coding region runs from base 560 to 5308 and encodes 1582 amino acids. Lineage: Eukaryota; Metazoa; Chordata; Actinopteri; Salmoniformes; Salmonidae.
GACAACCGGUGCAAUUUGGGAAGGAUGGGAAGAAAGAAAGUAGGGUGCCUUGAGAGAUGACAUCAUUCCUCAUUUGAAUAAAUCUCAGCCGGGGUAGUGAUUGGUUGUGAGCUGGAGAAAGUCGAGUUACUUGGCUAUUCAUCCCUUUCAAUUUCACCCCCGCGCGCAAUGCCGUGGUAAAACCCUCUCCGCCUGUCCAUCCGUCCCGGCCAGUAGAGAUUGUCUGCGUGGACUGCAAAUCGCUUUUCCUUUCUUUGGAAGGGACGUGCAUCACUUCUGAAAUCGGCGGUCGACAGAAGUUUCUUGGUAAUCUGGCUGCUGUACUUUGGCCUGUUUUUCAUCUCGUUCGGUCUCAUUUUCCAAUUUGUUACACUUUGUAUUCGAGGAUUCUGAAAGGAGUCGGAGGAUAUUGUCAAACACUGGGCGUAGCUGGAGAUCAAGCUAUAGCUAGCAACACUGCGUUGAUCAGACUCCACCAUCACCUGAGAGCAGUCACCAUCUUCAGUCUCAAGCUCUCCAGCCCUCCUCUGCAGAGACGGACAGCCAGGACUGAGGGGAGAUGAAACCGGAUGGGGUUGCCACGGCAGCGAUGGAGCCAAUGGAAGCACUGGACGCCGAUCCGGUAAACGAGCCAGUUGUGAUGGGAGAGGAGCCUGACCAGGCUGCGCCGGCACCUCAGACGGAGGGAGUUGGCCAGCAGGGAGAGAUGGGGCAGGGUGAGCCUCAUCCAGAGCCAGCCCAGGUGGCCCCCACCAAGACGGGAAACAGCAAGGCUGCAGCAGACCCAAAAGCCAAGACCAAGGCCCCCGCUGCUAAGACAAAGCCUGGGACCACCACCACAAUUAAGACGACGGCCGGACCAGGGUCUCGACCCAACACCGCUCAGAGCCGACUGACCAAUGGGGUUUCCAAGCCACAUGCCAACGGAGUGGCCAAGAAGACCACCACUGGAGCCCCAGAGAAGACCACGCCCAAGAGGCCCGUAGGCACAGCAGUUGCCCCUACCACUAAGACCACCGCCAAGGUUGGUGAGAAGAAGCCAGCGGGCACCACCCGCCCUGCAUCGGCUCCUGCUGCCACCAAUGGGGUGAAGGCCACCACAGCAACAGCAGCAAAGAAGACACCUGCCGCGCCAACUAAUGGUGUCAAAGCCACCACCACCGCUGCUAAGAAGCCCACAGCCCCCCGGCCUGUCUCUGCAGCUACCACCAAGCCCAGCACUGCCGCCGCUCCCAAGCCUGAUAGGUCUCCUGUUUCCAAGACAACCAGGCCUGCCACUGCUGCUCCAGGAUCUCGCCCUGCCUCUGCUGCAGCCAGGCCAGCCACAGCCAGCACAGCCAAGAGCUCCACAUCCACAGCCAAGCCUGGCACCCCCACGGCUAAAACCACCUCCACCUCCACCACUCCCAGACCAGCCUCUGCCAAAGCCGUCUCUACAACACCCUCAGCUGGACGGACCCCGACAUCACAGCCCUCAAAGACUCCCAUCAAGAAAGAUGUUACCAAAUCAGCCACCAAGAAGCCUGCAGCUGCUCCUCUCACUCGUACCUCACCAGCCAAGACCACCAAACCUGAGACUCCCAAAUCAGCCUCCGCAUCCAAGCCAGACUCCACCCCCAAGAAGCCGGCUGCCAGCAGCAAGGCCGCAGACACCAAGAAGACGCCAAGCAAGCCUACGCCUUCAAAGGAUGUCAGUGCUGGCCCCAAGACCCCUAGUACCAAGCCAGCAGGGAAGGCUUCCACCCCUAAGAAGACUGUGGGCAGCAACACUCCCAUGGCAGUAAAGCGUGGCCCCAAACCCACAACGGCGGCAGAGCCCGCGACUGAAACUGGUGAGACCCAGGACGCCGCUGUUGCUGCUGCCAUAGCUGCAGCUUCCUUGGCUGCUGUAGUCUCCAUGGCAACCUCGGAAGAAGCAGUGGUGGCUGCAGUCCCAGAGGAGAAGGAGACGGUGCCCCCUCAGGCCAGCCAGCCAAAGGAGGCCCCAGAGGCCUUUAUCUCUCAGCUGUCAGCUCAGCUGGACCUGGUCCACCUGGAAGAGCCAGCAGACACAGUGUCUCUCCUGGGCACCACGGUCAUGUCUCCUCCAUGCUCCCCCACCGGGCCCAUGUCCCCGGUCAGGGAGCCCCAGAAUGCCUCUGCUCUGCUGGACAUGCACGUCCAGCCAGAACCCAGGUCCCAGAGCCAGUCUGCCAUGGCUCCACAGAGUCCAGUCCAGGAGGAGGUGAUUUUCCAGCCAGACUCCUGGGCCCAGAACCAGUCUGCCAUGUCUCCACAGAGCCCGGUCCAGGAGGAGGUGAAGGUCCAGCCAGACCCCUGGGCCCAGAACCAGUCUGUCAUGUCUCCACGGAGCCCGGUCAAGGAGGAGGUGAAGGUCCAGCCAGACACCUGGGCCCAGAACCAGUCUGCCAUGUCUCCACAGAGCCCUGUCCAGGAGGAGGUGAAGGUUCAGCCAGACUCCUGGGCCCAGAACCAGUCUGCCAUGUCUCCACAGAGCCCUGUCCAGGAGGAGGUGAAGGUCCAGCCUGACUCCUGGGCCCAGAACCAGUCUGCCAUGUCUCCACAGAGCCCGGUCCAGGAGGAGGUGAAGGUCCAGCCAGACUCCUGGGCCCAGAACCAGUCUGCCAUGUCUCCACAGAGCCCUGUCCAGGAGGAGGUGAAGGUUCAGCCAGACUCCUGGGCCCAGAACCAGUCUGCCAUGUCUCCACAGAGCCCGGUCCAGGAGGAGGUGAAGGUCCAGCCAGAUGAGCAGCAGGAGGACCUCCUCAUGCCCUCCUCUUCAGCCCCUCCUGCAUUCAGCAUAAUGUCUCAGCCCAUGGAUGAGUUCACCUCAGGGGUCCUGGUCUCUCCCUCUCAGGACCAGGAGGAGGCAGUGGAGAAGGCAGAUGAGGAGAUCAACGAAGAUGAUGACAAUGAUGACAAUGAGGAAGAAGAGAGGACGGUGGGCAAGCCGACAUCACUAUUUGACAUGAGUAGCUCUCAGCCCUCUGAGGAGGCAAAGCCUGCAGGCUUUGGUGGCGCCACCAGUUGGCAUGGGGAUGACAUCUUGUCAGGGAUGGACUCUGAGGAUGUGAGCAGUAUGAGCAGCCGCCUGCAGGGGUCGUCAGAGAUGAGCAGCACCCAGCACACGGGCCUGCUGCAGGGUACCCAGAGCUCCGACGCCCUGGUAGACUCCAGCCUCAAGGGCUCAGAGGGAGAAGGGACCUUCAUGUGCUCCCUCGAUGUGGAGACCCUGGCCAACGAGGAGGAAGAUGAGGAAGAGGAUAGGAAAGUGUGCAAGCCGACAUCACUAUUUGACAUGAGUAGCUCUCAGCCCUCUGAGGAGGCAAAGCCUGCAGGCUUUGGUGGCGCCACCAGUUGGCAUGGGGAUGACAUCUUGUCAGGGAUGGACUCUGAGGAUGUGAGCAGUAUGAGCAGCCGCCUGCAGGGGUCGUCAGAGAUGAGCAGCACCCAGCACACGGGCCUGGUGCAGGGUACCCAGAGCUCCGACGCCCUGGUAGACUCCAGCCUCAAGGGCUCAGAGGGAGAAGGGACCUUCAUGUGCUCCCUCGAUGUGGAGACCCUGGCCAUCGAGGAGGAGGAAGAUGAAGAUGAGGAAGAGGAUAGGAAAGUGUGCAAGCCGUCAUCUCUGUUUGACAUGAGUAGCUCUCAGCCCUCUGAGGAGGCAAAGCCUGCAGGCUUUGGUGGCGCCACCAGUUGGCAUGGGGAUGACAUCUUGUCAGGGAUGGACUCUGAGGAUGUGAGCAGUAUGAGCAGCCGCCUGCAGGGGUCGUCAGAGAUGAGCAGCACCCAGCACACGGGCCUGCUGCAGGGUACCCAGAGCUCCGACGCCCUGGUAGACUCCAGCCUCAAGGGCUCAGAGGGAGAAGGGGCCUUCAUGUGCUCCCCCGAUGUGGAGACCCUGGCCAUCGAGGAGGAGCGAGUUGAUGUUGAUGAUAUGGACUUGAGCUCAGAGCGGGCAGUGGACCACCGGAAGGUGUGUCAGCAGGAGGAUGAGGAGGAGGAGGAUGAUGAAGAUGUGGAGAUGCCCAGCGAAGGGGUGAUGGAGAGUGGACUGGAGAGCUGUGGGAACGCAGACGAGGACGACUACACAGAGGAGGACCGCUUGGAUAACCUUAGCCGUUCACCCAUCCCACCUUCCUCAGCCUGGGGUCAGACAAACCCCUUCACUGACCCCUGGGCCCAGCCCCACCUCUCCUCCCCCCACACCGCCUCCAGCCCCCUGUCUGACCACGGGGCUGACGGCCCUGAGAUGCCCACCCAGUCCUCUGCCCAGGCCUGGUUGGAUCUCAGCGCCCCCUCUCUGAUGCUCCGGUCAGAGCAGCCCUCAGAGCCUCAGUCUGUCCCUGAGGAGAUGGAGAGCUCUGCCCCAGUGGAGGCCUCUGCUCCCCCAGGGCCCCAUGCUGUGGGCAUGUCUCAGUCCAGCACCCUGAGUGGCACGGCCCUGGCCGUCCACAGCAGCAGUGAAACCAGCACUCCCGAGGAGCUCCGUGACUAUGACAGCAGCUCUGGGGUGGAGUCACGCUCUGACAAGCAGCAGACUCCUGUGCCAUCCAAUGUGCAACCUGACCUGGAGCAGGACUUGGGCAUCCAUCUGGAGCGAGGUGACGAGGAGGAGGAGGCUGAGACGCUCCCUGCUGACGAGGUCCUGGGAGCAGGCCCUCCUACUGCCCCCGCCUCUGCCCCCUCCUCCCCCUCCACCUCGGGAGACGAGGCCAGCGACAUGGAGGGUGAGAUGCAGAUCAACGACCCAGAUGUCCCCGUCACCAUGGAUGACAGUGCUGAGUUCGACAGCCCACCGUCCGCCUGCAUCCUGCCUGCCCUGAAAGAGGAGGUGGUGGAGGUGCCAGCCGGAGAAGGAGAGGAGGACGGGGGUGGCGGCACGCCCCAGUCUGCCAACUCAGUGGCGUCUUACGGCUUUGACUGCACCAUGUCCAACUCCAACGCCCACUCCACUGCCGAGAGCUGCGGUAAGAGUCCCGGCAUCUUCUCCCUGGAGAACGAGGACCAGUUGCCCGAGGAGGCCAAGGACCCCUCCCUCAUCAAGGAGCUGACCCUGCCUGCAGCGGCCGCCCAGUCAGAGGAGCUGCUGGGAGGCCCUGUAGACCUGCUGCCCCUGGGCCAGCCUGGGGACCAGCACCACUACAUGCUGGGGGGGAAGAUGGAUGCUGACGACCUGGAGGUCAACACCCUGGAGGACACCCUCCGCCUGGGGCCCCAGCAUGCCGGGGAGGCCAGCGAGGGCCAGCCACCCUACUACUCUGCUAUAUGCGAUAAGACUGAUAGCUUUCUGGCAGGUAACGUAUAAGUCCCUACCCCUGGAAUGCACCUUCUCCCUCGCACCCCUCCCCCUUGUUGUUCUUAGUUUUUCUCUCCAGGUGGGUUAGAUGGUUUAGAAAAACAAACAAAUGAUGGUAGGAAACAAAAGGCAAGGGGAACAAAAAAGACUGUAGAUCAGUGAAGCCUCCCUCUUUCAUACUACUAUUAUGGUUAUGAAUGUAUGGCACUACUUUAUGUACAAUAGCUACUAGCUACCAUUUUCUAUUAGAAUGUUCUUUUUAAGUAACACUGCGUAACCCCUGAGGGGGUAUUGACUGACUGGUCCGUUGGGACAAAGCUCUUAAAAGAAAAGGAGGAGUAAAAGGAGAAUGGACUCUACCUACAUGUGUAUUUAUCCUACUGUUUUUACCAAACAAAUGUCAAUUAUUAUUUUUUUGUACUUGUUUAGUUGGAACCUGGUCCUCCCUCCCCUGUGUACACGCUCCAUUUGAUCCUGCACCGUAGAGAUAUCCUACUCUCUUUUUUUACAAGUUUGUCAUUUUGCUUUCAACACCAUUUUCGUAUCUAAUAAAGGCUAGAUAUUUAACAUGGCUUUCCUCCCCUUACAGUUUUCUUAAGGCCUGUAUGAGAGUGAUUGAUUUGAAGUUUGUCUAGUUUUAAUUUGCGCUGCAGGAAGUUUGCCUCUCUCCCUGCAUAGAUUAUCGUGGCAAGUAACGUUGUCAUGUACAGUGUGUUUUGAGGCAUCUGUUUUAAGUGGUCAUGCUUCAUGCCUCUCUUAGUUGAUCAUUUGUGCUUCAGAACCAACAAACAACUAUUUGUGGGAAAAAAAACCUGCAUUCCUCUGCAUUUAGAAUUGAUGCUCACUGAAAACGCUUUUCUCACUGAAACGCUUUUAGUGAUAUUGGAUAUUUCAACUUGCAUGUACUAACAUUGAAAUUGUAUCUGAUUAAACCAUUAUACACUAGGGAUGUUCAUAAAUGAAUGGUUCAUGCUAAGUAGGUUUUUCAAAAUUCCAUUAAACAUCAUUGCGAGGCA